AUGCUGAUCACUUUGAAACCGAAAUUCUUAGCACAAGCUUCAAGCUAUCCAUUUACUUUCAUAUCAACGCCGUAUCGAUCCGUUUGCCAUUUAUUCGAUUAUUAACCGAUACUAUGCAUCCGAAAUUUCUCGUCUCGGCUGCAUUUGACGGCACCUGUAGGACUCGUAGAGUGUGUCGAUAAAUUCGGCCCUUAUCUCGAGUAGUGUUUGCGUGCUUAUCUGGAGACCGGGAUGGAAUAUCGAUACGACGUCCUAGAGAAAAGUAGUCGGCAUCGUGUCUCUCGAUCGCAAGGAUCUACUAUAUAUAAUGUUGAAAUGUUCGACAGGCAGACGUGACAUAUGUGAAAUGUCCGAGAUGCUUCUGUUUAAUAGAUCGUUGAGUAUUUCCGUGGAUAAACAGAGUAGAAAGAUCAAUAUUAUGUGAACAUGCAGACUUAUGCAUGCGAGCAUGUUGCUGCUAUAUGCGCAAUGUCGUGUUAUUGCCAGGCAGAAACCUGUUUGUCGUUCAUUAGUCCAACUUCGUUCAAAGUUCACUGGAUUGUAACUUGCUGUAAUAUUACAACUGGCUUUUCAGGGAUGCCGACAGACGAUUUGGACCCCCGUUGCGUGAAACGGAAACGAAAGGAGCACAGGAGCCUGGACAGUAUACUGUUCGAGGACGACGGCGAGUUAGAGUACUUCGACGUUCUGAAUCUGUUGCCUCUGUCGAACGUGCGUUUGGAGUUCGACGAGGAGGACGCGCGUGACAACAAUCUGCGACGGAGGAACGACUCGGUCGUAAAGUCUCUCGAGUGUCUCGAGUCGCGAGUCGUGCAGGAGAGAUCGUCCACGAGGAGCAACGCCACGGACGAGGAGAAAUGUAAAGAGACGAACGCCAAGGAGGAGGAUAUCGAGCAACCCGACUGUCAGAGAGAAUCCGACUCCUCGAGUCGAUCCAGAGAUAAUUCAUCAGCGGAGAACUCGUCGCGUCAGAAGGACGACAGAGACACGGUGAUUUGUCGUGGGAACGAGCCGACAGACUCGAACAGACCCGCGUGCUUGAACGUUAACGAGGACAGGUACGGACUCGAUGACGAGAUAGUGGCCUCGGAUAGGGAACAGAUCGAUCGAAAGGUCGAGGAGGCGGAGGAUUAUAAAUCCAUUUGGAUCUCGGAUACCGAAGAGCAGGAGGAGAUGUCGCGGAGGCCGCAGGUGCUCAAAAUCGUCGACAGCGACGUGACAAAAAAACGGCACCGAAGUCUCACUGUCGAGCUCGGUUCCAUCAAGAGAGACGAGCCGAGGAGCGAGAUGCUGCAGAGUGACGGACAGAAAUCAGGCAACUGUGUCGACGCGGUCAAGUGGAGUAAGAAGAUUGAUGAAGUUGAUGGGGCCUUGAAGAAUGUAGAGAAGGAUGCCUCGAGAGGAAAACAGACGGAGGGUAGAUUCGAGAGGAUCGUGAAAGAGACGUCGAACAUAAUCGGGAAGGCUUGCAGCGUGGUGAAAGGCAGCCUUGGUUUCGAGGCUCGGUCCGAGAGCUCCGACCUGGGCUUAGGAUCGGAAUCGGGAAGCGACACGAGACGAAGAUCCGUGGACGACGGCAUCGACGAGGACCACGCCACGUCCAACUGCAAGGGGUUAUCGUCCCUGGCGAAGGAGAACGCGAGCCAGAAGACGCGCGGCAAUCUGACAAGAUCGAGGAGCUGCGUCGAUUCGAUCGAGUGUCAUCCGGACGACGACGACCAGGAGUUCGAUCACGUCCGUUACAAGAUCAUCAAGUCGAACAUGUUCGGCAAGAACAUGUACGCGAGCACUCGCAACGACGUCACUUACGAGGGUCUGAUGCAGUAUCUGCGAGAGUAUUCCUUCCAGGAGCUGUUGUUGGACAACAACGUUGUCAUCAUAGAGCCAGUGCGCGCGGAGACGAUAGAGCGGAAGCUGUCCUCUGCUGGAAAAGCGAGAUCCGAGCCGAGCUGCAAGAUAGCAGGUGCUAUACAGAAGAAAACGGAGAUGGAGAGCGAAGGUCAGAGAAGCUGCGAUGGGACGAACGACAGCGGCAAAAGUCCGAAACAAUCGUCCAUUAAGAAGCAUUUCUUCUAUCAUCCCAUCAGGGUGAACCGCGAGCUCAUCGACGAGGAACUACCUGACCCGGACACCGUGAAAAACGUCAGGCGUAUGUUUGAGAACACGUUGAAGAUGAAGAACGUCUCGAAUGGUUCUACGCUAAUCUCGAAGGAUUGCAAGAGCCGGAAGAGCGUCAGUAUGAAGGAUCUGAGUAGCAUCGAUCGCGACCAUUUCGACGAGAUGUCGGAGAAGGCAGAGGGCACCAGAUGUUCCAGCCGGGCGAAGGAUCUCACGAAACUGUUCGAGAGCAAAGAGAAAUCCACGUCGUCGAACGCGUCGGUGAUCGAAGGCAAGGACGAGUUGGACAGCCCCCGUUGCGAGUCGAAAACCCGGAUCCUGGCGCAGAGUUUCGAGGCUAGAAGCGGCCACACGUCGCCCAGCGACUCCACUUCCUCCAAGAACAAGAUGAACCGUUGCCACCAUCAUCACGCCCAUCAUCACCACCACAGCAAUUGGGACGCCGGUAGCGUGAGCUCUGGCGUGUCCAGCGAUUAUCCCGACACUGAUCCCGGCAGCGGGGUGCAGUGUAUCUCCUCGGAGGACGAGGAGAUCGACUCGAGCCACGAGGCCGACGUGAGCCAAAGCGGAUCGAAUCACUACGUGUCACCGGACGUGCUUAAGAAGAUCCGCGAGUACGGCACCUCGGUCACGUACUACGGCGGCAAAGUAGUGAACUCCAGCAACGGCCCGUUGAUAUCGCCGAUAAUCGGAGAGAACGCGAGAUUCAAAUGCGUCAACGGGUCGAACGAUUACGUGAAAUUCCGGCUGAUAAAGAGCAACUCGUGCGACAGCAGGCUGGAACUGACUGGAAGAUUGGUGGAGAAUCACCUGAGGCUCAAUCGGAACAAGGAAAGGGCGCUCGAUCUGAGUCAAUACACGAUUGCGGAGACGCCGAGCAUCGAGAUCACCGUGCUGGACAAGCAAGAGAACGAGAGUAAAGACAACAAGAGGAGAUCAGAAGGCGAGAAUAAAGAGCCGGAGGUUAAACGAGAGCCUCCCGUGGUGAUCGGCUUGGAGCCGAAGAGGGAGGAGAACAGGGAGACGAAGAGUUUCAAAGCGGAUUUCAAGCUGGGCGAUUUGGAGGACGCCAAGUCCGAUUACGCGAGCAGGUUUAUCGGCAGUGCUCUGACCAGGUGGCAGGUCAACGAGAACAAUUGGAGAACCACCGACGAUUUUGGGAAAAUGGAGUUCGAAGAGUUCGAGGUGCUGGAGGAUAGCCUGAACGGGACCGAGAGCCAACGUUUGGAAACUUCUUGA
This is a messenger RNA of Heterotrigona itama, 3357 nucleotides long. NCBI's taxonomy places the organism in Eukaryota, Metazoa, Arthropoda, Insecta, Hymenoptera, Apidae. The record is from the annotation of a GenBank genome assembly.